This is a messenger RNA of Cucumis melo (muskmelon), 2309 nucleotides long. RefSeq names its product protein gamma response 1. Gene Ontology annotation, cellular component: site of double-strand break. The record is from RefSeq and is a predicted model, not a curated record. Gene Ontology annotation, biological process: DNA double-strand break processing involved in repair via single-strand annealing; double-strand break repair via homologous recombination. Gene Ontology annotation, molecular function: damaged DNA binding; single-stranded DNA binding; flap-structured DNA binding. NCBI's taxonomy places the organism in Eukaryota, Viridiplantae, Streptophyta, Magnoliopsida, Cucurbitales, Cucurbitaceae. The coding region runs from base 185 to 2170 and encodes 661 amino acids. The transcript is spliced from 3 exons.
CGUAAGUACAAUAAAUCAACCGCGUGCAAUAAAAACCCACCUUCCCCGCCAAGCUUUUUGAACGAAAUUUACAAUUUCCGCCAUGAAACUCAUUCAGAGAUCUACAAGGUUUCUCGUCGCCCCGCCGUACCUAUUCUCUAAUAAACUCCACUUUUCUCCGUUCAAACAGAAAUCUACGUAAGAUAUGGAGGGUGACCAAGAUCAUUCUCUCGAACUUUUUGGAUCCUCUGUUGAAGGUGACGAUCAAAAGUACAUCUCUCAGCUUAGUACUAUUCUGGUUGCAACGAUCCAGGAAACUAAGGACAGGAUAUCCCAGAUUGAAUAUGUUUUCUGUACCCAACUCUUUCCCAGUUUUCAAACAAAGUCAAAAAGUUUGCAAAAAAUAUAUUCUGAGGCUAGGAAAUCUGCAGAGGAUGCAUGGAAAGAGAAGGAAACCAAUCUCCUAUUUCAAAUAGAAAAACUAAAGCGGGAAAAUCAGCAUAUUCUUGAAGAGAAUCAGGCUUUGAAACUUGAGAAAGAAAUUCCAUCAAGGGAGCUGGCAGAAAGGAUGGAUCUGCUGCGUUCUAAACUACUUGGCGAGCAACUCAAAGCUGAGGAGCUUUCACAGCAACUUAAGCAGAAAUCGAGAGAAAUCGACGAGGGGAUUGAAUUGCAGCAGAAAUUACUUGAAAUGGUUCGGUCAAAAACUUCUCUGAUAAUGAGUAAAGAACAAAAACUGAAAGAGUAUGAAGACCAAUCUAAUGUAUUGCGCACCAAAUUGACUAGCAUGGAGGUGAAGUUCGAUGAGCUCCAGAAGAAGCUUAAUGCGAAGACAGAUGAAGUAUCGACAGCCAAAAAGUUGGAAGAGAAUUUGUUCAAAAAACUUGAAUUACAAGCUUCAGAAAUUAUGAACAUUGAACAGAAGAAUAGUGAUCAGCAAAAAGAGAAACAAAUGCUUGUGGUGAAGUUAGAAAAAUUACUGGAGAAUGUAAAUCGUCUAGAGAAGGAGCUUUUUAGCAAGACUGAAGAAAUUGAGGAAGGAAGGAAACUGCAAACCAAGUUGCUACAGCAAAUUGAUUCAGCUGGCUCAGAAAUUUCAAAGAAUAAAGGGCAGCUCGAGGAACUUCAGAAAGAGAACAAACAACUCUUAGCCAAGUUGAAUGGUUCUCAAGAGAGAGUUAAUGAUCUUAAGUUGAAUCCGAGGGUAAAGAAUAAGGAAGUGGAAGGAAAUGAAUUAUAUGAAAGUUUACGUGAACAGAUCGAAUUAAAGUCCUUUGAGUUACAGGCUGAAAAGAAGGCAAGAAGAGGCGUUGUUGAUGCCUACAAAAGGCUGAAGUCACAAUAUAACUUCCUUUGCAAAAAAAUUGGCCUUACUAGCGAUAAUAUGCUGCUGAAAAACAAAAGAGAAAACGAAACCGAUUCAAUGGCUUAUAAUCAAGAUCUUGCAUCCUCACCAGUAGAUCCUGAUGCAGAAACUGAAGAACCUUCGAUGGCCAUUUCUGAUACAUCCCAAUUGAAGAAAGAGAUUAGCGUGCACCAUAACAUAGAGGAUAAAAAGGUUGUCAAGUUAAAUCAGGCCUUGAACUCCCGUUCCCCUCCAAAGACUCCUGGUUUCUCAAGCGGCUCGAAACGUAGUCCCAAUAUAAAAUCUGCAACAAUAGCGUCUAAAAGACCAGCAUCUAAUUGGAGAGGUACAAGGACUCAUCAUCAAGAGCAAGCGGGGCCUGACCCACACGAUGAUUUUCUUGAUACUCCAUUCGAGAACAUCCGAGAGAAUUUAAACAAUCCUGUGAAGGACAGAGUUCAAGAUCUUCCUCUUCCUGAGGUGGUUGUAAAAGACAUCAAUAUGGAUGUUUCCGAUGACGAGACACAAGAUUUGAAUGCUGUUAAUCCACGACAACAUCAACAGCAGAUGCCAAUUUCAGUAACUGGGAAUAGAGGAGGAGGCAUUAAGUUUGUGGAGCCAGUGAGAAAGAAAGCCGACAGGCAAAAUUUAAAAGGAAUCGAGUGCAAGCAAUGCAAGAAGUUCUAUGAUGCUGUUCUUCCAAAUGAUGGCAACGAAGAAACUAACGGUGAUAAACCGUGUUUACGAUGUGAGCAUCAUGAUGGAGUUUCAAGGCAUCGGUAUAGGUAUGUUCCUCCCAUGACUCCGGAAGGAUUUUGGAACAUUGGAUUUGAAUCUGAAAUGUAAUGUACUUAAUGUAGGAUUAAACCCAUUGUUUGAUAAUUAACGGCAAAGUAGGUGAUGUAUAGUAUAUUUCAGAUAGAAAACUAUGAAACAAUUUAUGCAUUGGGUAAAUAUAAACGAAAGUUUCCAUUUUUACCUCAAA